AAUAAGACCAUGUGUUAUUCAAAUGUGACAUGUGAGGGUGAGAAAAAAUAAAACACAGAAAUAAAAGGCAGAGAAAAGGUUAGAAAGAAAUGGUGGGAUGGGUGAAUGGUUGGAGCAAAUUAUUGCCAUUUGUGGGAAUGGUGGUGGCUAUGAUGGCUCAAAGUGGAAGCAAUGUGGUAAUCCAAGUUGCCAUGGCUGAUGGGAUCAACAAAUAUGUCAUGGUUGUUUACUCUAUGGCACUAUCCACCAUCUUGCUUCUUCCCUUUCUAUUCUUUCUCCACAGGUUCUCUUUCUUUCUUCCUUUUGAAGGAAAUAUAUAUAUAUACCUUGUUUCAAAGAACAAACAUAUUUGUAUAAUAUCCCUUUUUAUUAGCAGCUCAGAGCGUCCUCCUCUCACAUUCUCUGUACUUUGCUCCUUCUUUUUGCUUGCACUCUUUGGGAGUUUAGGACAGAUAAUGGCAUAUAUUGGCAUAGAUCUCAGCUCGGCUACUCUUGCCUCAGCCACGCUUAAUCUCAUUCCAGCUUUCACUUUCGUACUUGCUGUCAUUUUCAGGAUGGAAGUAGUACAUUGGACACAUUAUAGCAGUCAAGCUAAAGUGUUGGGAACAAUAGUAUCAAUUGCUGGAGCAUUUAUUAUGAUACUUUACAAGGGCCCAACCAUCUUGAAGACACAUUUGUCAGACUCUUCUAACAAACUUCAAUUUUCACCACAAUUAAACUGGAUCAUGGGAGGGAUCUUCUGUGUUGGCGAUUCUUUAGCGUCUUCCAUGUGGUACAUAUAUCAGGCUUCGGUUGUAAAGAAAUACCCUGCUGUAACAGUCAUAGUCUUCUUCCAAAUCUUAUUUUCAACCGUUCAGUGCACAGUAUUUGCCUUAAUUGCAGUCAGAGAUCCAAGAGAAUGGCGGGUGAAGUUGGAUAUGGAGUUGAUUGGUAUCGUAUAUCAGGCAAUAGGUGCAACAUUGAUACGUUACAUGCUGUGCACGUGGUGCGUCUUUAGAGCUGGACCUUUGUUUUGUGCAAUGUUCAAGCCUGUGGGAAUCAUCUUCACCGUUUUCAUGGGUGUAAUCUUUCUUGGGGAUGAUUUCGGCCUUGGAAGUUUGAUCGGUGCGGUUAUAAUCGUGGCAGGAUUUUACACUGUUCUGUGGGGAAAAUCGAGAGGAGAGAACAACAAUGAAAAUUUGGAGUCAUCGUGCCAUAAUGCUCCUUUAUUACAAAAUACGGCGUAACGGGGAGGUUCAAUAGUACUUGACAUGCGUGAGAGGCUUUUGUUGAUCCUCAAAGUGGUGAUCUAGAAUUGUUGGAGUUAAGGAUUUGUUGCAAGUAUGGAGUUUUCUGAGUUUUUGAGGAUUUGGUUUGUUUUUUGAGUUUCAAGUGCUUGGAACAAUUUGCAUGAUCUAUAUUCACAUAUUUUUGUUGUCAUGUUAUACACACCUUUAUAACAUCAAGUGUAGU
Molecule: messenger RNA, 1452 nt
Organism: Cajanus cajan (pigeon pea)
Lineage: Eukaryota; Viridiplantae; Streptophyta; Magnoliopsida; Fabales; Fabaceae
Product: WAT1-related protein At3g28050
Cellular component (GO): membrane
Molecular function (GO): transmembrane transporter activity
Source: RefSeq, a predicted model, not a curated record